Theileria annulata is the source of this 1932-nucleotide messenger RNA. Its product is annotated as RNA splicing factor, putative. The transcript has 2 exons. Gene Ontology annotation, cellular component: nucleus. The record is from RefSeq and is a predicted model, not a curated record. The coding region runs from base 1 to 1932 and encodes 643 amino acids. Gene Ontology annotation, biological process: mRNA processing. NCBI's taxonomy places the organism in Eukaryota, Apicomplexa, Aconoidasida, Piroplasmida, Theileriidae. Gene Ontology annotation, molecular function: RNA binding.
AUGGAAAAUUAUAACGUUUCAGAUACAAAUAAUUAUCUCCUUAAUCAAUCACAUUAUCCACCACAACAGUCCUAUGAUAAUAACGAAUCAUACGCAUACUCUAAAGCAGGAAAUGGUUCAGAAAACACAAAAUAUCAUUUUAAACAAGACAACUCUAAUGAUUUUGUAGGUGGAUAUCAACUCUCAAACGGUUAUUCCACAGUUACAGAACAAAAAGGCCAGAAUUUAAAUAAUUAUGAAUCCACCCAGUUUGUAGGUCACCAGUUCCAAACUAAUACCACAACUUACGAUAAUUCAUCACAAUUUCAGAAUUACCCCUCACAGUCAGAAUAUUAUUCAGUUCAGGGACAGCAGAAAACUGGUGAAAAAUAUUCUUCCCAAGAUGAAACUGAUUUACCAAAACAAAAUGACGCCUAUCAGGUUAAUUCAAAUAAUCAUUAUUCACAAUCAGAUCGAAACUAUGAUGGUUCAUUGACCACAGAAACCAGUAGAUCAUCAGGUCCCAAUGGAGAAAAACUAGAUCGCUAUGAUCGAGACCACAGACAUAGGAGAGAAUAUAAACGAUCCAGAAAUAGAUCAGUGGAUAGUAGAGAAAGUUAUCGUAGACAUAGAAGAAGAAGCCGCUCCAGAAGCUAUGAUAGAAGUGGCCAUAGAAGAAGCCAUAGCUACAGAAGACGAAGGAGUAGAAGUUACAGAAGAAGUAGAAGUAGAAGCUAUAGAAGUGGCAGACGUCAUCAGAGUUAUCGCUAUUCUAGACAUCGCUCGAGAAGUUUCUCCAGAUCACCGCACAGAGAACAAGAAUAUGAUUACCAAAAGGAUAAUAAGACUGAUAAUGAUAGGGAUCCCAGAGAUAUAGGCCUGGAUAUAAUGGAGAAGGCGAAAAUGCUUCGAUCUAAUGAAAUGGAAAGAAGAAGAAUGAAAGACAUAGAGGAAGCACAAAGAGACGACUUGACGGUUCUGGUCUCAAAUAUGCACCUCUCAGUAGAUGAAAGAGAUAUAUACGAGCUCUUUAGUGAACACGCGGGGAAAGUUAGAGAUAUCCAGUGUGUAAGAGAUCUCAGAAGUGGGCGCUCCAAAGGAAUAGCCUACGUAGAGUUUUAUACACAAGAAUCAGUUAUCAAGGCAUUGUCCAUGACAGGAAUGUCAAUGAAAGGACAAGGAAUAAGAGUACACAGCUCCCAAGCUGAAAAGAACAGAGCUGCAAAGGCAGCAAAGCAGCUUCAAGAUAAUGCCCUAAAGGAGAGUGACAACCCAACUACAAUCGUGGUUUCAAACCUGUUGGGAGUCUUGAGUUAUUUGAAUGAAAUUGAGUUAAACCAACUUUUUUCACCAUUUGGAAAUAUCAUAGACGUAGCCUUGGCGAGAACAGAUAAUGGAGAAUCCAAAGGAUACGCAUACAUACGAUUUAAAAGGUGGAAUGAAGCUAAAGAGGCAUUGAACGUCAUGAAUGGAUUCGAUAUCAACGGCCAACAAAUAAAAGUGGCGUACGCCAAUACAAGAAAGGAUCCAAAGAGUAGAUUGCACUCUUUAGGCGACUUGGAUAUGGAAAGACUUGACGACGAUGAUGCUGGCCUAAUAUCAGGAUCAAACGUUAAAAUAGCAUUGAUGAAGAAAUUACAACAACGCCAACCACUUAAUAGCUCAAACCUAGUGCUGAGCAACAUGUACACAUCCGCCGAUUAUGCAGACAACCACGAGUUUUUCGAUGAAAUUGAAGAAGACGUCAAAGAAGAAUGCGGAAAAUACGGAACCGUAGUACAAGUCUUCGUAAACAGAAGAAACCCAGAUGGAAAGGUUUACGUAAAAUUUAAAAAUAAUGAUGACGCACAAUCAGCCAACAAAAGCUUACAAGGAAGAUAUUUCGCAGGAAACACCAUACAGGUCUCGUAUAUCUCAGACGAUCAAUACCAAGAUGUUGUCAAUAAGUCAUAG